Humulus lupulus (European hop) is the source of this 1703-nucleotide messenger RNA. RefSeq names its product kelch repeat-containing protein At3g27220-like. Lineage: Eukaryota; Viridiplantae; Streptophyta; Magnoliopsida; Rosales; Cannabaceae. The record is from RefSeq and is a predicted model, not a curated record. The coding region runs from base 198 to 1505 and encodes 435 amino acids. Gene Ontology annotation, molecular function: protein binding. The transcript has 7 exons.
AUUGCUUUUAUGAAGUGUGAUAAUAAACACUUUUUAUCAUUAUUAUGAUUAUUUUUUUUUUUUAAAAUGAACAUGAAACCAUUGGCGCCGCAACUCAAAAAAAUUCCUGCUGGACUAGUUUACUUCUUCGUUCCUCUUCUUCUGAAAACACACUUUUAUAAAAUGGGUUGUAAAUGUUUCACUGCCACAGAUGAAAGAUGGGCAGAUUUGUUCACAAGCAUAAUAUUCCUUCUUCUUCGUCUUCUUCUUCUUCUUCGAAAAAGCUUGUCUUUUUCAUAUCCAUAUCAACUCUGCUAACAGUUGCUGUCAUUACAAAUUUUUUAUGGGCAUCCUCUUCUUCUAUCAUUAAAACUACCACCACGUAUUGGGCAGUUGAGAAAACUGAGAUUAUCGUUGUACCAGAAGAAAACUCCCACAAUGCAACCAGACUAAGCCAUCUUGAAUCAAAGAAAGAUAGUGUUAAAGAUAAGAAGAAUCUUCUUCUAUCUGCAACCUUUGCUGACUUGCCUGCUCCUGAUUUACCAUGGGAGGAAAUGCCACCAGCACCGGUGCCUCGCCUUGAUGGAUAUUCAGUACAGAUCAAGAAUCUUCUAUACGUUUUUGCAGGGUAUGGCUCACUUGAUUAUGUGCAUUCUCAUGUUGAUGUGUUCAACUUCACUGAUAACAAGUGGACAGAGAGGUUUGAUAUGCCAAAAGAAAUGGCUCAUUCACAUUUGGGAGUGGUAACUGAUGGUAGAUACAUAUAUGUUGUGUCUGGACAGUAUGGUCCACAGUGUAGAGGCCCCACAGCUCGUUCUUUUGUGCUGGAUACUGAGACCAAGAAAUGGAGCACUAUGCCUCCUCUACCUUCUCCUCGGUAUGCUCCAGCAACUCAAAUAUGGAGAGGGAGACUUCAUGUAAUGGGAGGGAGUAAAGAGAAUCGACACACACCAGGACUGGAGCACUGGAGUAUUGCUGUAAAGGAUGGCAAAGUAUUGGAGAAACAAUGGCGAAAUGAAGUUCCUAUUCCCCGUGGCGGCCCUCAUAGGGCAUGUGUUGUAGUUAAUGAUCGCCUUUUUGUCAUUGGUGGCCAAGAAGGUGAUUUCAUGGCCAAACCAGGGUCACCUAUCUUCAAGUGCUCACGCAGACACGAGGUGGUUUAUGAUGAUGUAUAUAUGCUAGAUGAUGAAAUGAAGUGGAAAGUUCUUCCUCCUAUGCCAAAGCCCAAUUCUCAUAUAGAGUGUGCUUGGGUACUAGUCAACAAUUCAAUAAUAAUCACUGGAGGCACAACAGAGAAACACCCAGUGACCAAAAGGAUGAUGCUUGUAGGAGAGGUCUUCCAAUUUCAUCUAGACUCACUGACAUGGUCAGUGAUUGGAAAGCUUCCUUAUCGAGUGAAGACCACAUUAGCUGGUUUUUGGAAUGGUUACUUGUAUUUUACAUCUGGACAGCGGGACAGAGGCCCAGAUAAUCCACAACCAAAGAAGGUCAUUGGAGAUAUGUGGAGAACUAAGUUGAGUUUGUGAUCUCAUUUUCUUUAUUCUUUGGGUAUAAGAAAAGGAAAAAAAAAUUAAGUUAGCAUAUAGCACAAAAUUUUCUUUCAAUACAAAUUAUGGCAUAUUGUACACAGUUGUUCUCGAGUACAAAUGCUAUUUUCUUUGUCAAAUUGUAUAGCAUACUUGAUCAAUUACAAAAUAUCACUUUGGUCUCUGAAUUUUGCUAUA